Messenger RNA from Penaeus chinensis, 12558 nucleotides. RefSeq lists its product as uncharacterized. NCBI's taxonomy places the organism in Eukaryota, Metazoa, Arthropoda, Malacostraca, Decapoda, Penaeidae. Bases 1 to 12558 code for a protein of 4185 amino acids. The transcript has 15 exons. The record is from RefSeq and is a predicted model, not a curated record.
AUGCCGCAGGUGGGGGCAAGGCACCGCCAGAGCCGCGGCAGGACCGAAAAAGGUCCCAAGUCCAGAGUAAAGGGCGCGCGGCUUCGGCCUUUCUGCGUUGUGACCGGGUCGUUAACGCGCUCUGUCCCGGGUCAAGUGCGCUUGCUUGUCUUCUGGCCCGUUUUAAUGGCCGUCCUGUAUAAGUGGGACACCUCUGUUCCAUUCUCGCUCCUUUUCGCUCGUUCCCCGGUACUCAAGGGGCACUCCUUCAGUUUCCCCUUUGGGUCGGUCUGGACUGAAGUCAUUGGUGGAGACUUCGGCUCGAUGGUUGAUGUCCACGGAGGAGUGUGGGUGGGCACUGGGCUCGACGAGUGGUUAGUGUGGUGGGUGUUAUAUGAAUCCGUGGUUAGUUCCCGCUUCUCUCUUGGGUCCCGCGUUCGAGCCUACACCUCAGACGCAGCUAUACAGGUAGAUCUGGCUGGUGACGUCAUCACGUAUGAUUCCGACGAAGACGACUCGGAGGUCGCGGCCACACCCACCAGGAUGUCAGGGCGGAGACGCGCGGGCGGAGGCGGAGGCGCGGGUGGCGCUGGAGGCGACGCGGGCGGCGGAGGCGGGUCUGUGGGCGUGACGAGGAACAAGCGCGGGACGCCCAUGUACUCUCGCGAGGAUAUUAGGGAGCAAUAUUGCAUCAAUGACAAGGAGCUGCACGCGUUGGAGGCGUCGCGGAGGAAGCCCAUCUUCGGAUGCCUAACCUCAGGCAACACUCAGGUGUCCCCGUGCAAGAAGAAGAGUCUGCUGCCCGCCUGCCUCCGAGGGCGUGUCCCUUCGGACGAGAAUGUGUACACCAAGACCAGCAGUGCCGCCCCCUCCGCCCACGCCUCGCCCGCCCACCGCAAGCACCAGCACGAGCACGACCAGAUCGACUACGAGGACGACAGCUACUUCAAGCGCCGCCCCAAGACCAUCUGCUACACCGACCCCAAGCGCCUCGCCUCCUUCGACGACUCGCUGGCCAGGAGUAGCCGUGUGUCUCGCCCGCGAUCUGAGGUUGGCAGCGCUACGUACGACAGUUACCAUGCAGAUGAUGUUGGGGGCGACGCUGCCAGACGGCCGACUCAGCUGGCCAUCACGUCCGGAGAUCAUCAUUCGACGGAGUUCUUCCAUGGAGACUCGCACAAAGAGGGCUUCACCCUGACCCGGAGCGCCUUCACGCAGCCGAACACGCCCGACCUCAGCCGCCACUCGUCGCGCCACAGGCAGGUCACAACCCCUGCGCUCUUUCCUCUAGAGGACCGACCCCAAAAACAUGUCAGCUUCCAGAAGGCGAUGAGCCGAUCAGCGACGGUGGCCGGGCUGGAGGAGCAGGUCAUGUCGCGGCAGGACAGCGGGCGAGCCAGCGUCAAGUCGGGCGGCUCACGCAGCCACGAGCGGCUCCUCGAUGGCCGCAGGACCCCGGACUACAUGGAGCAGCGGGCGCUCGACCAGCUCCUGGCGCCGGUGCUGACGAAGGCGCUGCUGCAGGAGUCAGGUGGCGGGAAACACAGAAAAGGUCAGGCGAGAGAGGUCACAAGACGGUCAGGGGGUCUGACGGUCGAGUCUGAGGCAGGGUCAAGGUCAAGGUCCAGGACGCCCUCUCUCAGGCGGAAGAAAGUUGAGAAGAAGACGAUUGGGAUUCAGACAGAUGAAGUGUUUGAGAUGGAGGUUGAGGAAGAGAGGAUGGAGGUCGGGCGGGGCCCCGGGGUGUUGGAGGAGGCGCGGGAAGGCGCCAGGGGCUUGGGGGCCCACGAGGAGGGGACUUACGGGGUGGGAGGAAGGCGCCAGAAGAAAACGAAAAAGAAGGCCAUCACCAUUAUCGAGCCCCCGGAUGUGUUCACAAAGAGGGAGGACCCGCCUCCUCCUGCUAGGCAGAGAAAGGAGGAAGUGGAGGCCAGUCCCCGCGAGGUGGCGGUCGAGAACAAGAAGGCAAAAAAGACGAAGAGCAAGUCAAGCAAAGCCAAAGCCAAAGAGGAAGCGCCUCCGGAGGCCGUUCUAGCUCCAAAGGGUAAAGCUGUGGAGAGGCAAGAACAGAGACCCAGCAGAAGGACUGGGGAUAUAUCAUUAAGUCCAGCUGCUCCAAGGAUAGAAAAGAGUGUGAAAGACAAAGGCAGUAAGGUGUCCAUGGCCAUGCAGACGGAGGAUGCUGUGGAGAACAUCUUCUCAGACCGAUCCAUAUUCCUGACAGACGACUUGGACACAAGCACCGAUUGGCGGGAGGAAAGCUCAGUGGAUUGGCAGACGAGUGCGAGCUCUUUGGCAUGGCAGACAGACAGAAGUUCCUUUGCAUGGCAAACAGAUGCAAGUUCAGGUAAUAAAUAUACUGGAGAUAAUUCUUUUGCACUAGAAUCCUGUGAAGAGCAGGAAAAUGAUAAGGAUCUCCUUAACAUGGACGUCUUUUUAAUUCGAGAUCGAAGGAACAAAGACUCCUCAAGACAUAAGAUGAACCAAAAUGCUGCUCAAGAAAGUGAGAACGAAACCAAUCAAAACGUCCAGUGGGAUGGCGGAGGGCCUCGUUCCAAGGAUCUGAAAAAUUGCAAACCACAGGGAAAGGCUGAUGCAAAAGAGCUUAAGCACAAAGGGAAAACACGACAAUCAGAUAAGGAGGAAAUAGAAGGGAAACAAAGACUGGGCGAAGAAAAGAACACACGGAUAGGCCAUACUGGAAAAGAAAACAAAAGAAGAGAUGUUCCACAGACAGGCUGUAAGCCUCGCCCACUUCGUCCACCAAAUGAUGAUGGGGAAGCGGAGAGGAGUGAGGAGUUUAGAAAAGCUGAACAUGGUGGGAAACAGGGUCUACAAAAGUGGGAUAAGGAAGUAGAAAGAGAAAAUCUUAAAGAACAAAUCGAAUACGAAGAAGAGGAUGAUGAAACGAAUCCAGAAAUGCAAAUGGACGAAGAGACAAACGCAAUGGUGAGGCGGCUGCGCUUCCGGCGUCAGAUGGCUGAAGAGUUUCUGAACCAGCAGGCAGAGGAUCAGGGCAAAGGCAGAGAGCAAGCAGCGACAGACCCAGAAUCUCGAGGUCACAGCAGCCUUGCAGCAACACUUCCCAACAGAAGAAAACAGAAGUUGAGAUUUGCAAGAGAAGUCGUUACUCCUGAGAGACAGCUCUGCACUCAAGAAUCAUACGGUACGUGGCCUCAACGGGUUAUUGAAAACCAGAGGACAGAUGAUAUAAAUCUGAAAGCAUUCCCUGCCUUCUCUCCAGCUGCAGCACGAAAACCACGCAACCAAGCCCCAGAACACAAAAGAAGUCAUCUAGAAAUAAAUUUGGUGAUUAGAGAUAAAGAGGAAAAUCCAAAGUCAAACAUCAUCAGACCUUCAGCUGUGAAGCCGCAACAGGUAGAGACCUCUGAUGAGUAUCCCAGAAGUGACCAUGACUAUGGGGGUUCCCGGCUUAAGAAAAUUUCUGCGAAGUCAGACACCUCUAGAACGCCUCAGAGAAAAAAGAAGACAGGAGCGAGAGAGCUGGUAGAGCCAACUGCUUCCAGUAAAUUUGGAAAUAGUGAGCAUGAAGUGCAACCGAGAUUACCUCCGAAAAAUCAGAGUGAAAGGGGGAUAAACCGCCUUACUUAUAUCCGGGACGAGGAGAAGCAGCAGUGCUAUUGCACUGACACAAGUUCAACUGUAACAAACACCGACUCAGUGGGUCGGCGUGUGAGACGCAUAAAGAAGAAAGCACUUGCAGUGCAAACAGAAGAAGCUGUUGUUGACUGUCAGUGUGGUCAAGAGGAAACAAAAGUGGAGGUGGAAGGGAAAGGGGAUAGAGCAAGGGAAAUAACUGUCUUGGGAAACAGUCCCCCUGAGGAUGAGCACAAGGAAUCAGGUGCCUCCCAGCCAGAAGUCACAUCACUACGCAGGAAACGAAGUGUAAAGAGAAGGUCUAGGUGUAUUCAAGCAGAUCUUUCUCUUGAAGAUCAAAGCGAGGCAAUGCGCUCUCAAAAAAACAGUCAGUUGCCAGAUAACAGUGCGAUGUUUAUUCCCACAGUCCCCACUGAUAUAGAACAGUUUAAAGGUAGUGUGAACCUUGAGGGAGGCAGAAGUAACCAGGUGGAUAAGGACGAAAAUGAACAAAGAAGUGGCACCAUCUCCAGCUCAAUCCGGAGGAUGAAGAAGGUACGGAAAACUGUGGCAACCACUCAAACAGAAGAAAACGCAGUGUUUGAGGAUGGUCUCUUCAUACCACCAACCUUCCAGCCAGAUUCAGUCUCUAUCCGAACCAGUUCCCUGCGCCGCAUCCGAAAGGCCCAGAAGGCUACUGUGGCAGUGCAGACUGAUGACGUCAUUCCUGUAUGUUUUGAGAAUCUUCAUCUCUCUCUGCUGGACUUCAAGGGCGAGCAGCCACUUGCAGAUUCGCUUGGGCUUCCUCGGCACUCAGACUCACUCAUUUACAUGAACAUUCCUGCAGCCCUCCUUGAGGUGGCGGAAUCUGGAAAUGAUGCAGAUGUAAGUGACAGUGAGGAAGGUGAUGGUGAUGCACGGGAUAAGGAUAGUGAAGAUGAGGAUUUCAGGAUAUAUAACAAAGUUGCAGAAGAAGAUUUUGACGCUGCAUCACAUGUGAUUACAAGACUAUCUCCAGGGGACGUGACGGUGAAAGUAUGCAGUAGAAGGAGUAGUUACGCAGAGGCCUACAAGGGCCAUGAUGAAGGUGUUUGUCUUUUGCCCUGUGAGAACGAUGUAAAAGAGGGGGAUGAGUUUCCACAAGACAGCGAAGGUCCAGAAGAAGCCAAAGACGCAGAAGAUGAAGUCAGGAGAGAUCUUUUCCUGCAAGGCAGAGAAAACCAGAGUAGCAGAAAAAAUCAUGAAUUGGAUACAGAUGAUAAUCUCUGCUCAGAAGCUCAUGACAGAGAUAUAGAAGAUUCCGAAAGUCAUGUUGAAAAUGAAGGUGAUGACGAUGACGAAGAUAAUGAUGAAACUGCCGAUAAUGACGAAGAUGAUGGUGAUGAUGAUGAUGAUGAUGAUGAUGUUAAUGAUGAUGAUGAUGAGAGUGACAAAGAUGAUAACAAUAACGAAAAUGAUAACUAUGAGCAAGAUGGUGAUGAAGAAUAUGAAUACGGCCAGGAAUAUUCUGAAAAUGAGAGUGCACUUAAUGACAGCCACAUAGAGGGAGAACAAGAUGACAGAGAAGAUGUUGAAGAAGACACAGAACAAGACGAAAAAGGGGAAAACAAAACCUCGAGACCCAUACUUGAGCAUGUGGAUUCUUGUACCCAAACAGUGGAAGAGGAUGAUUGGCCAGAGACUGAAGAAGAGAAGCAGGUAAAUGGUACAGAAGAAAAGAGAGAAGAACAGAGCCAGGAGGAAGAGAAUGAGGAUGAAAGUGAGGAGGAGGAGAAACUCGUCGAUACAGAGGAUGCAGAAAAUGUAGAUAUAGAAACAAGGGUAGAAGAAUCAGUGGGAAAAAGGGAAAGUACAAAAGGGGAUAAACGUGAAUAUGGAAAAGAAAGUAAAGGUUAUAGUGACAGAGAAGAUGAUAACGAAGGGGAUGGGAAGGAAAGACUGAAAAUGGAGAAUUCUCUAGAAGGCAAAACUGGAGAGGAGGACAAGAGUCAGAUGGAAAGAGAUGGAGGCAAAGGCAAAACCAAUGGCAUUUCAGAAAGCAGGAAAAAUGAAAUUACCUGGAGAGAAAGCUUAGCAAGAGAUGAAGAUGAAGAGAAGACAGACGUGCCCAAAGACGGCUGGAUGUGGCAACAGGUGAAUGAUGAGGAAGUAGAAAGCAAUGCGACGACGGGAAGUGAGGUGACUGUGGAUGUGGCCCAAGAGAUGGACACAGAGAAUCCGAGACGAGAAGGAGAAACCGAUAAUCAAGAAUUAAAGAAGGCGAAGAACCGAAAUGAUAAUAAGCCUGACAUUUUAAAAGAGGUGAAUGAGUAUAAAGAGAAAGACGAAGAGCAAAUAACGGAUGUGGAAAUGACGAAUAAGACACAUGAAGACAAGAAAGAGAAAACAGAGAUAGAUGGGGGAAUGCAAAAGGAGAAGAGGACAAGAGUUAGACAAGGGUCAGACAGGGAAAAGGCGGAGGUAGAACCAAGAGAGAAUGAUGAAGGGAAAGGAAGAAAGAAGCCAAUGAAAAUACCAGAAGAUGAUGAAGCAGAAAGAACAAAAGUUGAAGAGGGAAGUGUGAGCAGGAAGGAAGGUGGAGAAAUAGGGAAAGAGGAAAAAAACGAAAAACGAAAUGAAGCCCAGAUGCAGAAACCAGGCGAAGGCGAAAUCGUGAAAGAAAAAAGUGGAACGGACGCAAAAGUGGAGGAUAAAGAAAUACCAAAUGAAGAAAAGACUGACAGACACACAGAAGGAAGAGACGGUGCACCAGAGAGGAAAGUCGAGGGGACAAGGGAGAUUGACGAAGGAAAAAGAGAAACCAGAGGGGGGAGAGAGAGAAGAGUCUUUACACCUCGACAGAAAUUCAGCGAGAAAAGAUCAAAGCAUGAAAGGGGAGACUUCUCUCUGACUGACGAUCUCCAAGUCGGAAUAAUAGACGUAGCUGCUUCAUCAGGGCCAGUUGCCGAAGAAGAGUCAGCUGAUAGAAAUGUAACACCUACUAAAAACGACGGGCCUUCUGGAAGGAAGCCAGUUGCGGGUAUGAAACACGACGAAGAAAACGGUGGUUCAGCUGAAGUCCAUGUGGAAGAAGCAUGUACUGAAUCUGAGGCACAGACCUCCACCCGAAAUGCAAUUCCUUUGGAAGAGAAACCAGCGGCUUUGAGAGAAGAGGGUUCGGAAACGAGAACAGAAAUAGAACCCAUUGCCAACUUUUCUGAAUCAGAGGCAGAGACAAAGAGUGGUGCCCAAGAAAUGAGCUCCCUCUCGCAGGGCGAACCGGAGUGCGAAACGAAAAUAAAAAACAAAAAAGGGGAAGAAACAAAAGCAAAGGACAAUGAAGAAGGAAUGAGGAAACGAGAACCAGAAUUUGAAGAAAGCUCAGGAGUCAAUAUGUCUACCAAUGAAGAGGAUGUGAAAGAAAAUGAAAUGACACAUAUCAAAACUAAUACAGAGGAGGAGAGAGAGGUAGAAAAUAUUCAAGUGGAAGACACAAAGGAAAAGGCAAUAGAUGAGGACCAACAGAGUGAUGAAAAUGAAACAAAAAUGCAAGCUGUAAAACCAAAAAUGGAAGUCGAGACUAAUGAUGAAUUAGAAAAGAGGGAAUCAUGUACGGUAGAGAAGGAAGACACAGAGCAACUGAAAAUAACAGGAAAAGACGUUGCCAGAGAUAUUACACCUGACAAAGAAGUGACAGAAGAGACUGCAGCAGACCCUGUGUUAACUCACCAGGAAGACUGGGGAGAAAGGUUGGAGACAACCCCAAGUAGGAAGGAAGAGGACGACCUGGCGCCACUUAAGCUGGUAGAGGGCUCAAGGGACACCUUUGCCGAGAACGACGACGAGUGUAUCGUGAUCACUUACCGGCCACCUCAGAGGGCGGUGCAAAAGAGAAGGCCAGGGGAGGGCGCGGGCGUGAGAGGAGAAGCAGACGGCGCUGACCGGAGCCCCAGUGCUUCGCGGCGAAUAGACGAACAGGGGGAUGACGGGAAAGAAGUUAGUAGUAAAGAGGGGGAAGAGGCAAAGAGAAAGAAAACGCGAAGAUCAAAGAGGAAAAAAGUGAAAGAGGGCAUUGAUGCAAAUAAGAAGGAAGGUGAAGAGACACAUGUGAGUGAUAAAGAUAAUAUGGGUCUGAAGGGCGAAGAGAAGAAGAAGAAACGACCGAGGCAAAGAAAGAAUAAAGCUGAGAAAGAGAAAGUACCGCAAACAGACAUACAGGAAGCUAUCAAAAAUGAAGUUCAAGAAAGAGAAGACAGAGCAGCUGGUCAGGAAUCACAAUCUUCAGCACAUCCUCCGACUCGACGAUGGGUGGAGGAAAUGGACGAGGGUGGGCUCGGCGAGUGGGGCGAGGAGGAGAAAGAGGGGGGUGAAAGGAAUGGUAAAAGAGAUGAAAAGGGCACGGGCGGCGCGAGUCGAGUGCCUGCGAGGAAUUCUCUGCCAGAAGUUAAGGCAGAUGAGGGCCCAUCCCUGGCUGUGGAGGAGGACUUUUUGACAGAGUCUGAUGCCCUCGAGACGGAGGAGGAUACGUCAUUCUAUGAGGAGGAAGGAGAAGGAUCGAGCCGUUACGAGAUGGAGAGUGAGGAAGGAGGAGAAGGCGGAGGAGAACAGAAUGCGUUUGAGGAGUACCUUCUGCUCCAAGAGGGCCAAUGUCUCGAGGAGAUGCAGACCGUUGAUCGCAUCUUCAGGCAGGUCUUUGAGGACUACAACGACGGCGAGUUUCUUGGGGAGGGGGAGGUGUCCGAAGAAGAAUGUGAUGACUCCCUCCACUUCCUAGGGAGUGGGAGGGGAAGGGAAGAAAGAACACAAGGGAAAAGCAAAACUGUUACCGGUGUCCGAGUUGAGGGCGAUGGUUGUCCUCCUCCUCCACCUCCAUCUCUCACUCCUCCCCCCUGUCUCAUCACCCCCCCUCCUCCGCCUCCGCACUCCCCGGUCACCCCUCGAAAGGGUCGUGGAGCGGAGCUGAAGGUUUCUGGCCCGAAAGAGAAAAGAGUCGCAUCCUCAGAACUCGAAGUCGAGUCCAAGAAAGAUCUCGAUGUCCCGUCCAGCCGCACUUCGGUUCCGCCAGGGGCUGAGGUGAUGCAAGAGAAGUUGAAGCGCUCGAGCAUGCGGACUCAGGCCACGCAGACCGACACCGGCGCGGGGAGGAAAUCGCUGCCCACUUUAGCGCUCAGUCCCCGCAGCGAAAAGGCUGAGAUGGUUUCCCAAGGCGCGCAGACCAACGGCAACGGCGUCCGCCGGAAGCUGAUCAAGAGCUUCUCGGAGGCGGCGCACUACGAAGGUCUAGAGUACGAGAUCUACGACCUCGACGACUUUAUCGAGCCUCCCCUGCCCUCCCGAGCCGCGUCAGAGGGACCUCCGCCUUGCCCUCCGAGGUAUUCCCCUUACGACGAGAUCCCACUCGAGGAUGGCCCGGCGCCGCCUCCGCCGCUCAAGUUCCGACAGAAUUACCACGAGAUCUUCAUCGAUUCGUCGCCGAGGAAGCCGCGCCGGAGACUGCAGAAGACGCUCUCGGAGGGCGAGAUCCUCUCCGAGCGGCGGAGGGCCCUUAGCAUGGCCUCGGGCUACCUGGAGGUGGACAUCAAUGGCUUUAGUGGUAACGAGGAGGAGGUUAUUGAACCCCAGUGUGUCGACGAAUGUUCCCGCGAUCUCUCUCGAAGCAGAAUCUUCAGUCAUCCUUCGCUCUUGGAGGAAGAGGAAGAGGAAUUCCACGAGAAUAUGUUCCACAAGGAGAUCUUACCAGCCUCCCUCUCCCCAGAGAGGAAGAUGUCCCAAGUGUCCACCGAUUCUGACCUAAAGACUUUUGACCCCAAUGAGUUCCGGACGGAAGAGCACCUCCUGAGUCAGCUGGCCGCUCUGUCCACCGACUCCCUUGGGGAGAGUGGAACCUCCUUGUUUGAGAGUGGCAUCCCCGAGGGGCUGCUCAUGAGGGAUGGUUCGCCCUUACCCUUUGCUAGCACAUCUAAUGACCUUGUGAGUCCAGUUGAGUUCGGGGACCACUUUGAGGAGUCCAUGAGCGAAAGUCAGGUUACUGUGGUCCAGCGGGCCUUGGCAGCCUCGUCACAAGCCAUCACUUCAGAUUCGGAGAACGGAAGCUUCCAUCUAACGGACCCCUCCUCUGCAGCCACCACGCCUUCCACUCGCCACAAGAGCCUCCCUGCUGCCGGCAGCUUCGAGGAGGACAUGGACGAUGAGCUUCCUCGGCUGCGCAUUUCAGGCAAAGUCCACAGUAUCACCACUCUUUCAUCCAUUGAGGACGAGCCAACAAGCAUCAGUGAAAACGUCAUAUCAGAGGGUUCCCAUGACGUCGUCUCCACUAGCACCACAUCAAGUGAAGUUGACAAAGCCAUUGCCAGCUCCACUGAUAGUGACUUCACUUCCAUCCGCAGUGGAGACUCCAUGACAAUAAAGUCGGAAGCACUGGAGGAAGGCGAAUUUGAAGGAGACAUUGUGAUUGAAGAGAAUAUAAUGGCGCGCUUAGUACAGGGAAUGAGAGCUGGGGAUAUUCCACACCAAUUCAUUAUCAAAUCCUCGGAUUUUCGAGAUGAUCUGAGGAAGCUUGCAUCACCCGAGUCAGAUUCCUCCAGCAGUCAUUUCACUGAACAAGAAACGUCAAGGAGCCCGGUAUCAGGCACAACCAAUACUAUUACAUCCAAGUCUGACCUGUCACGCACGGACUCACACCAGACUGAUCAGUCAGAAACCUCUGAAGACUACAUUACGGCCACAGAAAACAGCAUGAAUGGUCAGGAAGCUCGACGUAGCUAUUACUAUGAGGAAAGGCAUGUGUCCUCUCCUCCAGAGAUGGAUGACAUCUAUGAAGAUGAAGCUUUGACCCCCAAAAUACUUAGCCCCGAAGCUAGCGAGGUGUUAGGAGAUUUGCUUGAGACACAAGAAAUUAGUGAUAUCACUGAAGGCCUAAGUGUAACUAGUGACUUUGAGACGGCUCAGGACCUCACAUCUCCUGAUGGCGACACCACCACCUCAGCCAGCUAUUAUAUUGAGCAUUCUAUAGGUGAAGAAUCAGAAAAAUUAUUCCCUGAAGUCAAAACAAAGCCAGAAGUACCUCCAAAGCCAGCCUUUUUACCUAAACCAGAAAUACCACCAAAACCUGAGAGGCUCUCUCCAGCGCGAGAGACCUCUGCUCAGGGGGAAGAGCCAGAUGAAGACACUCCUCAAGAUGAAACACCUCCUCAGUUUCCAGAAAUUCAAGUCGAAAUCACAGUGAAAAGGAGAGAAAAACCUGUUGAGGAGAGCAAGACAGGAGCAAUUAAAAAGAGAUAUUCUGGUGGUGGUAAAGUAGCUAAGGACGACAAUAGAAGAUAUUCAAAGUAUUUUGAAGAUAAUGAGCAAGGGGAGUUGUCAGAAGUAAAGGGACAGAACCAGCAAUCUUGGUCAGAAGAAGAGAGAGAAAAGGCAAAACAGACAAUGAAACUGGACUUUCCUCCAGGUGUUACAAUGUUUGGGGAGGCUCCAAGCUGGCCUGUGCCUGACAAUCUCAAGACUGGAGAAGUAGAAAAGAAACUAAAAGUGUUUGAUAAACCCAAGAAGUCUGUAAAAAUCGACCUUGCCAGUGUUGAAGACCUCCAGGCCAAGUCAAAGCCUGAAAGUCCUCAGGCAAAAGAUAUAGUGAAUGAAACAAAGCAAGUUCCUGCAAAAUAUGACAAAGCCAAACGUAAAUCUGAUGAAGUAACUCCACAAGGAAUGGUAAGGAGUCCAGCAAUGCAUGAAGGAUUUAGACUAGAAGACUGGACACCUAUUCGGACUCCAGGAACUCCUGAAAGGGCCUUGGAUUUUGAUACGUCGGAUGAAUCCUGUUCUGAAUUACCUCGACAUCCACCAAAAUCUCGGAGUCCGGGGAAAAGGGCAAAAGAAGCCAGCGGGAAGAAAUUUGGAAGCCCAGGCACUGAAAGUGACCUCACAGCAAAGCAAGCAAGUGAAAAACAAAUUCCAGGGAAAACAAUAGAGACCUCUGAAGAUUAUGAGGAAACAAGAGGAAGCCCACCAAAGCAAGUGAGACAAAGUCCAGGGAAGACAGAAACAAAGCAGCCAAGUCCAGUUCGCGAAAUUAUCACCAGCAGAACUGAAAUCCCGCGAGUGCAUUCCCAGGAAGUACACUUGCGACACCCUCCUGCUGGCGUCCAUACAUCAGGAAGUGAUCCAAAGAAAAGGCUUAGUGAAAUAUCCAUCGGUUCAACACCAGAAGUUACAGAUGUUCAGAAGCGACACUCAGCUGAAAUCCUCACACGGAAUGUAGAGAGUCAGGACCACCUGAAACCUAAGGGACCUGUAACAGGCUACUUAAGAGCAGGCAGUCAGAGUCCCACCUCAAGAGAGAGACCUCUACAGCUGCCAGAAAACAAGCUCCUCACUAUCGCUCCCCUGAAGGAUGCGAGGAAGAGUGCAGAGUCCUUGCGAUCACUGAGUCCAGGGUCUGACAACGUGUUCCUCAGUGGCAGCAGAGAGCAGCUAGAGGAUGACUCCAGGGGCAGCCUGUGCGUGCAGUGCGGAGAGAGACCAGCGUCCAGAGAGGGCACCCUCAGACCGUCGCCUCCUUCAGGACACACGAUUACUGUGGAGCGCAGACUGUCUGACAGGGAGCCUUCUCGAACCAGGGGAGUCAGUCACCGUGCCAAGUCCGAAGAGAGGAACUCGUUCACAAGGGACUGGGGGGUCACGCCCAUCAGCCUGGAGGUGGGCGACGCGCCCAGACACGACAGCGACGACGACGAAAUGGGCGUGUACAUGGACGCCUACAGGGCCUUCUCGUGGGUGUACGUCGCGCCCCACGAGGAAGCCAAGGUCUGGCAGCGCGACGAAGGGCGGCCAACAUCCGGGUCUCCAGACCUGAGGAUCCCGGGCUUCGAGGACGCCGCCGACCCGCCGCUCAAGCAGGAGGACGAGACGCAGGCCGAGAGCGAGGCUACGCAGGCAGUGGAGGAAAGAGGAUUUAGAGACUCCUAUACUGAUAUAGUUUCCUGGGGCUGUGUCAGCAAAAUUCAUUAA